AUGAUCUCCCGGCGCCGAAACGCAUGCACUUGGGCUGCUCUGCUGGCGUGCGUCACGCUCAGUCUAUAUCUGCUUGGCUUCGACCACCUCUCCUUAGCCUGGCCUGGUCGCCAAAUCCCCACAAAGGCCAAUUGGCGCGACCCGGAGGCUGAUUCGUACUUCUGGAAGGCCCUGCCGACACUCUACCCUCCAGCCUCAAUCCGCCCCUUGCCGACAUCUGGACCAGUCUCGUUUCCUCCUAUCCAAGCCACCGGUCUAAAGGAAUCUGCAGAAGCCCGUAGCCUACGGGAGAAGCACAGGCGUGCCGUCAAGUCUAUAUUCACACGAUGCUGGGCGUCGUAUCGCGAGCACGCAUGGCUGGCCGACGAGCUCACGCCCAACUCGGGGGCCAGCCGAAACACCUUUGGCGGGUGGGCCGCCACGCUGGUGGACUCACUCGACACCCUCUGGAUCAUGGAGAUGCGGGAAGAGUUCGAGGAGGCCGUUGCAGCCGCCAUCACCAUCGACUUUACCAAGACGGACUCCAAUGAGGUCAACGUCUUUGAGACAACCAUCCGGUACCUCGGCGGCUUCCUUGGUGCCUUUGAUGUCAGCCAGGACUAUCGACUGCUCCGCAAGGCCGUCGAGAUUGGCGAGAUGCUCUACAAGGCCUUCGACACUCCCAAUCGUAUGCCAAUCACUCGCUGGGACAUCCACGCGGCCAUGCGCAACGACAGGAGCAAGCAGAUUGCAGGUUCGGGCACCCUCAUCGCCGAGAUCGGUAGUCUGUCCAUGGAGUUCACCCGGCUUUCCAUCCUCACCGGAGACCCCAAAUGGUUCGAUGCGGUCCAGGCUAUCACAGACCUCAUGGCUGCACAGCAAAUGUCGACAGAGCUCCCAGGGCUGUGGCCUCUCGUCGCCGAUGCCCAGAAGCAGAUCUUCAAUGGCGGCACCGCCUUCACCCUGGGCGCCAUGGCCGACUCGGUCUACGAGUACCUGCCCAAGAUGUCCGCCUUGCUUGGGGGACAGCUCGACGUCUACCAGACCAUGUACGAGCGCGCUGCCGCCACGGCUAUGAAGCACAACCUGUUUCGCCCGAUGCUGCCCGACAACGACGACAUUCUGAUUGCCGGCCAGGCCCACACGAAGAACGGGGGUCGCGACAUCGAGCUCGAGGCUCAGGGCCAGCACCUGGUCUGCUUCUUUGGCGGGCUGAUGGUCGUCGGGGGCAAAAUGUUCAACCGCCAGCAGGAUGUCGAUGCCGCCACGAAGCUCGUAGAGGGCUGCAUCUGGGCGUACAAGUCGAUGCCGCACGGCAUCAUGCCCGAGACGUUCAACGCCCACCCGUGCCCAUCACAGCACAGCUGCGCCUGGGACGAGUCGCUGUGGAAGCGGGAAGUGGCCCGGAAAGCCGGCGAGAAGGACGUCGAGAGCCUGACCGAGGCACAGCUCAACCAGAUUGUCAAGGACAAGCACGUGCCCAAGGGGUUCACCGCGAUCCCGGACGCCCGGUACAUUCUCCGGCCCGAGGCCAUCGAGAGCGUGUUUGUGCUCUACCGCGCGACGGGCCGGGAGGACCUGCUCGAGUCGGCGUGGGACAUGUUCAGCGCCAUCGAGCGCGUCACGAGCACAGAGUUUGCCAGCUCGGCCGUCUGGGACGUGUCCAAGCCCGGGGAGGUGCCGCAGCAGUCGGACUCUAUGGAGUCGUUCUGGCUCGGGGAGACGCUCAAGUACUUCUAUCUGAUCUUUAGCGACCCGAGCUUGAUAAGCUUGGACGAGUUCGUGUUCAACACGGAAGCGCACCCCUUACGGAGAUUGGUGCCGUGA
Messenger RNA from Microdochium trichocladiopsis, 1806 nucleotides. Its product is annotated as family 47 glycoside hydrolase. Gene Ontology annotation, cellular component: endoplasmic reticulum; Golgi membrane. The transcript has a single exon. Gene Ontology annotation, biological process: carbohydrate metabolic process; N-glycan processing. The coding region runs from base 1 to 1806 and encodes 601 amino acids. Gene Ontology annotation, molecular function: mannosyl-oligosaccharide 1,2-alpha-mannosidase activity; calcium ion binding. Lineage: Eukaryota; Fungi; Ascomycota; Sordariomycetes; Xylariales; Microdochiaceae. The record is from RefSeq and is a predicted model, not a curated record.